Lepisosteus oculatus (spotted gar) is the source of this 2212-nucleotide messenger RNA. RefSeq names its product tubulin folding cofactor E (gene tbce). The record is from RefSeq and is a predicted model, not a curated record. Gene Ontology annotation, molecular function: protein binding. Gene Ontology annotation, cellular component: cytoplasm. Lineage: Eukaryota; Metazoa; Chordata; Actinopteri; Semionotiformes; Lepisosteidae.
GACAUCAUGCACUCCCCUUUCCUAAACCCUAGACUCGUUUUGAAAGGUAAUAUACAUUGCGUAGUUUUUUUGGACGACUGGAGUUUGUUUGCCUUGUUAUUAUUUUUUGAAUGAACCAAUGGACAACCAUUCCGAAUAAAGCGAGCUAAUGACCGUCACUGAUGCCCAGCUGUCGACCAUGAGCGAAGCUGGUCCAGGCGACGCUGUGGGCAGGCGAGUGUCCUGCGAUGGAGAACGGGGGACAGUGCGUUAUGUUGGCAAAGUCCCUCCCACUGCUGGUAUCUGGCUGGGUGUGGAAUGGGACAACCCAGAGCGUGGCAAGCACGACGGGACCCACGAAGGAGUUCAGUACUUCAAAUGCAGCCAUCCGACUGGCGGUUCCUUCGUCCGCCCCAGGAAGGCCAGCUUCGGAGUGGACUUCCUGACAGCCCUGAGGCAGCGCUACGACAUGGAGAUGGAGCAGGACAGCGCAGAGGAGCUGAAGAUCGCCAACAAGCCAGUCGAGCUGGUCGGCUUCGAGACCGUCUGCCAGAAACUGAGCCAACUAAACUCGCUCGAAGCUGUUUCACUGCAAGGAAGUGAAGUGGCCGGCGCUGGCCCAGAUAAUGAAAUUCAACAGAACACUCCCAAUAUCCUGUCUUUAGACUUGUCGGAAAGCUUGCUCGCUUCGUGGGACGAUGUGGCCAGCAUUACUCGGCAGCUUAUAAAGCUGAGAGAGCUUCAGCUGAGCUACAACAGACUGCAUAUGCCUGCCAACCCAGCAUGUCUCUCUCACUGUUUUGCCAGCCUGAAGGUUCUAGUUCUUAAUAGCACUGGGAUCACCUGGUCGGAGGUUCUGGUGUGCGCCCCCAUGUGGCCUGUGCUGGAAAAGCUCUGUCUCUCCAGCAAUGCCAUUACUGUACUGCAGAAGCCAGUUGAUGUUUUGCAGUCCCUGUCCUUGUUAGAUCUGUCAAAAAACCCCUUAGCAGGUGGAGAUGAACUCCAAAAUAUUGCACAUCUGCCAAAAUUGGAAAAACUCAUCCUGUCUAACACUGGACUGUCAUCCAUACGGUUCAACGAUGUGGGUCCUGGUUGCAAAACGUCAAUGUUUCCUUCGCUGAAGUGCCUCGUGGUUGAAAACAACAACAUUUCAGAGUGGUCGUUUGUGAACGAGCUGGAGAAGCUGCCGAACCUGCAGCAGCUCUCCUGCUUCAACAACCCCCUGAUGACAGCAGGGAAAAGCCCAGAGACUGUGAGACAGCUCAUCAUCGCGAAGGUCGGCGGGCUGCAGCUGCUCAACAAGUCGAAGAUCCAGCCUGUGGAGCGGAGGGGGGCCGAGCUGGAUUACCGGAAGAUGUUUGGGAGGGUGUGGCUGGAGUGCGGCGGGGACCGCGACCCGGAGCGCGACCGCCCCAGCCAGGCCUUCGCCGCCGAGCACCCGCGCUUCCGGACCCUCAUCCAGAAAUACGGCGCACCAGAAGAGGGUGAACUGAAACAACAGCAACCAUUCGCACUGAAGAAUCAGUUGCUCACUAUAACUUUUGUUUGCCCAGACGUGACGGAAAAGAAACCCAUUGAAAAGAAGCUUCCAGACUCCAUGAACAUCCAGAAGGUGAAGGGGCUGCUGUUCCGGCUGCUCAAGGUGCCCGGUGCUGAACUGAGGCUCUCGUACACCAGCUCAAAGAUGGAGGGCAAAGAAAUUGAAAUCGAUAAUGACCUGAAGCCUCUGCAGUUCUACUCUAUUGAAGAUGGAGACAGAGUACUUGUACGCUGGUCUUGAUGGCAAAUAGUUCAGUGACACGGACACUACAGCCCCCAGAUAGGAAAUCCUGCUUAUGUGGUCUAAGCAAAAUACCUUUAUUGCUGCCAUUGGGUAAGAGGCACUUGUGUAGUAGACUGUCUGCUGUGACUUACCCCUUUCUGCUUUUAAGCGUGGUUUUAUGUUUAGCAAUUAUGACUACCAAUUGCUAUUAAAAAUUGCUCUAUAACUGUCCAGUGUAAAAGGAAGACCUGCUUCUUACAUUGUUCCAUAGAUGUAGCAGCUGUUAAAGCUCAUGAGUGCAUACUGCAAUGAUUUAUUUAAAGACUGUGUACUUGUGCUCACUUCAUGAACCAUGACGAGUAAAUAUCCAAGUCUACUGCAUUGCGCAGUUAAAACCUUGAAUUGCUAAGAAAAGAAAACCAUGCUCAUACAUUUCAAGCAAUUAGUAAAAUUCUGGUCUUCUGAUUAAAA